Messenger RNA from Drosophila eugracilis, 2200 nucleotides. RefSeq names its product glucose-6-phosphate 1-epimerase. Gene Ontology annotation, biological process: carbohydrate metabolic process. Bases 394 to 1413 code for a protein of 339 amino acids. Gene Ontology annotation, molecular function: isomerase activity; carbohydrate binding. The record is from RefSeq and is a predicted model, not a curated record. The transcript has 7 exons. Lineage: Eukaryota; Metazoa; Arthropoda; Insecta; Diptera; Drosophilidae.
GCUACAUCCAAAGCCCGGAUCACGACACUUUUCUUUCGAACGUUUUUUGCACGAGUUUUUUCCAUACGUAUUUGUUCAUUGACAAAAACUCAAGCUGCGCUCUGUGCGUGCGUGUGUGUGCCCUGUGUGUGUUUGAGAGGGCUCGCUUGUGUGAGUGCGGUGCUUUGUGUGCAGAAUAAUUUUUGCAAACAUUAUGUAAAUGCGCAAAUUAAAGUUCAAUCGACGCCAGUUUUGAAUACGAAACCAGAUCGCCUUGCCUCAAUUGCCACGGAGCAACAGUUUUUUUUGGAUUUUCAAAUAUCUAAACUCCUCUAAAACUCCCACAAACACACACCUACAGGAAGGAUCUGAGGCGAUCCGGCGGAUAUACCUUUACCGUUACAAAAAUCAAAAAUGGCCACGACAGCUGCGGCAAUGGCCGCCACCAGUGUAGUUGUUCUAGAUCGCGGAAACAAUACAACCUGUACCAUCAAUUUGCACGGUGCCACAGUUGUGUCGUGGCGGGUAAACAAUCAGGAGCAGUUGUUUGUCAGCAAACUGGCCUCCUUCGAUGGCAAGAAGGCGAUACGCGGUGGGAUUCCCUUUGUCUUUCCUCAGUUCGGCGCGUGGUCCUUUGGACCUCAACAUGGAUUUGCGAGGAUUACUCGGUGGCAUCUGGAGAGACCGCCAGACAGGCUGCAUAAUGGCGAUGUGGAGGCAAUUUUUUCGCUGAUGGACAACGAUUUUACGCGAUCUAUCUGGAACUAUCAGUUCCGUAUCACCUAUCGGCUGAUCCUGCGCGAAAAGGAGCUCCACUUCCACAUCGGCGUCUAUAACCCGAGCAAGGAGCUGAGCUUCACCUUUAACAUGUUGUUGCACACUUACCUAAAGGUGCCCGAUGUCCGGAGGUGUCAAAUUACUGGUCUCCAAGGCUGCCACUUCAUCGACAAGACGCGGGAGAAUUCACUCUAUCAGGAAGGUCGUGAAGUGGUGACCGUUAAUGAAUGGACUGACAGAAUCUACCAACAUACGCCGCAGGAGCACGUUAUUACGAAUGUCGUGUCCGGCCGUAAGAUGAGACUGCACAAGUACAAUUUUCCGGAUACGGUCAUCUGGAAUCCUUGGAUCGAUCGAUCGCGUGAGAUGAGUGACUUCGGGGACGAUGAGUUCCCCAACAUGUUGUGCGUGGAGGCGGGCAAUGUUACUUCUCCGGUGAUCCUGUUACCGGGCACAGCCUUUGAGGCCAGCCAGAUCCUUCAGACCUAUUUCCCCCUCCCAGCAAUUCAAGUGUCCCUAUACUAUAAAUUCAUCCAACUGGAAAAGCAAUCUAACCGACUUCAUACAGUUCGACUAGAGUCACAAUUUCCAUCUCCAUAUUCCAAUUCAAAUUUUUUACUUUGCAUGCAAUCAGAUUAUCAUCGAGGGCAAUGUUAGUCGCAAGACCAAGCGGAAUCGCUAGCGUUUAAAGAAUCGGAACCCAAUGAGGUAAACCGAUUCGCAACCAUGUCAAAACGCACUUUUCCACAGAGGUCCAUGGGAGAUGGAUGCGUCCAACAGAUAAGGAUUAUCGUCAGGACCAGAAGAAGAACCAGGAUGAGAAUGAGGAUGAGGAGGAGAAGGUAGUGACAGUGAACUGUUUGGUUGUUCCCGCACGGUCUCUAGACUCUAAUCUAUUUCUUAAGUAAUCGUAAAUCACUCUCUAGCAAUAUGUGUUGUGCAAAGAAUAAUAUUGAAAUGUACACCUAAUAACUUCGUUUACCAUCCUUAGUUUGUGCCUAAUUGGAACUGACUUCAGAUCAUUGGAAAUGGAAGUCGAUGUACAGUUUCGAUAUUCCUGCAUUGAUAGUAAUCUAGUUAAGAUUUCUUAAGCAAAAAAGUGAAGGUACCGAAAAUCAAAACAGUUAAAUCAAGAAUCUUAAGUAUUCUUUGAUAGUAGCAUUAGAUCUGUGUUACAGCAAACGUUGUCUUUGUUGAUUGUGAUGACCUCACUUAUUGCUUCGAGAUCUUACCUAUUCAGCAAAAAUAGAUGAACUAAACUAAUGAGUAAUGGGCACUACUAGCUCUGGUCAGCACCCAUUUCAUAAACGUGUAUACGAUCUAAUAUAGACAACUUACAUAAUGUUUUAAACCUAAUAUGUGUAAAAUACUAAACGCAAUUAUAUGUACCGAUUAAUUUAAUAAUCUAUGCAAUUAAAUGUAAUUGUAACUAUAAAAUCAGAAA